Molecule: messenger RNA, 1904 nt
Organism: Dromaius novaehollandiae (emu)
Lineage: Eukaryota; Metazoa; Chordata; Aves; Casuariiformes; Dromaiidae
Gene: NCMAP
Product: non-compact myelin associated protein
Exons: 4
Coding region: 970-1281 (103 amino acids)
Biological process (GO): regulation of myelination; peripheral nervous system myelin formation
Cellular component (GO): plasma membrane; paranode region of axon; Schmidt-Lanterman incisure
Molecular function (GO): structural constituent of myelin sheath
Source: RefSeq, a predicted model, not a curated record
UGCCAGCUCAAGCAAGGCCUGGUCUGAGCAUUCGUAGGUUUAAAUCAUCACCGAAAAGGAUGAAUUUAUGGAUUCAUUUACAGGCAAAUCUUCAUCCUGGUGAAGUCGGUCAUCGGUGGAACCUGGGUGGCUACAAGUGAUGUGCUCGUUUUACCAAGAAACCUGCUGCAGAUGUUUAUGGGCUGCUCCGAAGCAUAUCAUCGCUGCCUUGCUGUACCGACGGUAUUUCUUGCCAUGCAGUUCUCAUUCAUCUGUUGCAGGUUGUGUUGUAACGAUUGGGGUUGUUAUUUCUGGUUGCAGAUGAGGAACCUGGGUUGGGGGGAUGUGACUUCUGCAGAGAGACUCAAUGAAUCAUAAACCAAACCGUGAGCUGAACCCCGACUGAGGGCUGCAGACGCGUCGGUGUGGUUUCCAGUAGGAGCAGGGCUCGGGUACCGAUUUCCCCAUGAAAAAUGCAGACCGUCCCACGCAGAAGUGGACUCCGGUCACAUGCCUCUUUUUCACGCUUUAACGAUGAAGGUAGAGCAAAGCUAGCAGCUAACUGCAGAUCACAGGGCGGGUGUCCUUGCCGUUUGAUCCCGUUGAGCCGACUGAGGGGCGGACGAACCCCUGUGUUGGUCUCUGCGUGGCCCUUUGGGAGCCUUUGCUGAGCCCCUGGAAGGCGCGUGGGUGCUGAGGCCCCUUCCUCGGAGCGGGGCCCCCUCAGCUACCUGCUCCCGUCCUGAAAAUCCCCCGCGGAGACACGGAACCGACAACAAGACGUGCAAAGGGAGGCCGUGGCGGCGGCGGCCCGGGGCUCCCCCGCGCUGCCCGGGGCGCGGACCCGCCCUGCUGCCGGCGCUCGCCGGGGGCGGGGAGCGGCGGCCGGCGGAGCGGAGCGGAGCGGGGCCGGGGCCGGGGCCGGGGCCGGGGCUCCUGCGGCAGCGGCGGGCGAGCAGCGAGAGCGGCGGCAGCCUCCCCUGAAGCAAGAUGACGACAGCCGCACCACUGAUCAAUAAUACUGAGUUCCCAGUAAAUGUGACCACAAAGUCUCAAGGACAAAGUCUCUAUCAAAGUUCUGGAGCAAUAGUUGCUGCCAUCGUAGUAGGAGUGAUUAUUAUUUUUACAGUGGUUCUGCUCAUAUUGAAAACAUACAACAGACACAUGAGAGUGAAGCGAGAGCUGGAACCCAAAAGCACCAAAACCACAAUUUCGCCUGCUUUCGGGCAGCACGGCAGCAGCGUUACUCAGCAGCCUACGGUGACGUUCGUACCUGUGGACGUCCACCUGCAGAACAGGUAACUGUGAAGGCCCAUCCUGCCCGUGAGAGAAAGGAGCUGCAAUCCCAAUCCACACGGACCUGGGACUCCUCAGCAAGGCAGCACUGCGUUUGGGACGGUGUCUAGCUGUUGUUUUGCCUAUCGAGUGUAAUUAGUCCUGCUUUCUCUCUUUGGGAGGAAAAAUAAAAGGCCUGGAUCAUUUUUGUAUGGCUGAGAUCAGCUGGUGGAGGCAUGCAAAUCACCAGGAAUGUGAAGAGCCUUUUUACAGAGCUCUGAGUAUGGAACGACCAAAUAAACCAAGCCCGUUUCUGCUGGAAGAAAAGAUGCACGCUCACAUUUCGUGAAGCCCUUGCUUACUCAUACAGUUUGAGCUUUUUCCUUCCUGCAGUGACUGAUGACAACCAGGAAGAAAAAUUGCAACUCUGGUUGAACCUGGGUUUGUGAAGAUUUAUGUGAAACAAGUUUGUAGUCUAUUUUAUACAUGGUGGAUAAUAUGUGAAUUAUCAAAACUGUAUUUAUCUUUACUCAUCUUUCCUGUUUCCAAUACCAUAUAUGUAUGGUUUUAGAUAAAAAAAGCUACUUUGUAUUUUGAAGAAUUUUUAAAAAGUUUCUAUAAACUUGGUAACCUACCAGUUUCCACAUGAA